AUGAGUACCUUACUUCAUGAAACAAUCAUUCCCCCCUCCGGUGUAGAGAAAAGUAUUAUUCACCAAUUUACAGGGAAGUACCCCCAACUCAUAACAACUAUUUCUAACUGUUUGACGUGUUACGACAUCACGCCAUCAGGUCUUUCCAUUCGUUUCAAAGAACGUUGUGAAGCGAACAUAGUUGAUGUUGGGUAUGCUGUUGUCAAGGGUGUGUCGUUCUUAAUUCUUCUCUUCAAACAAGCGCGCCUUUCAGUGAUGCGAUACAACACAGAAACAAACCGAUUUGUUGUGCACUCGCUUCACUGUUUUGAAUACCCUGAACUUCGAAUUCGAGAAAAAUGCACGCCAACGGCUUAUGAUGAUCCACGGAUGUUCAUCGAUAAGAAAGGGCGAUGUAUAUCACUUUUGUGUUACGACCGACUGUUAUGGGUGAUUCCAUUAGGGUCCAAUAGAAGCUCUUAUCGCGUCGAUUUAGAGAAGUUUGGGGUGUCGCGCAUAGUCGAUGUGAUAUCGUUGAGUGGCUACGAAACACCGACGUUGGCAUUCCUUCAUAUGACGGUGCCGACUUGGGAUGCGCGUACUGUCAAUACAGGAGAAGCAACAAAUGAAAUUGCGAUCAUUAAUGUGAACCCUGGUGUAGUAGGAGAGGAAGAACAAGAGUGUGCCAAUGUAGUCAAUCGGAUUAGUCGCCUUCCAUACAACACUUUAAAAAUGGUGGAGUGUUAUCCACUACCUGGUAUCUUACUCUUAGCUUCUGUUAGUGUCUUAUACAUCUCCACGACGUCAUCUGAGUCAUUCAUCUUACCAUUUGGCACGUAUUUCAAUCCUCCAGAGGUGUGGAAGGGGGUUGUUCCUUUCCUCAAGCUUCUUCCGAUGAAAAUCCGGAUCAUCCAACUUGUCAAAAGCAUUCACCAAUUAUCACAGAAUUUGUAUUUGACAUUCACCGAUAAAGGAGACUCCUAUUACAUUCACUUAAAUUGCGUGGAGGGUAUUGUGCAAGAGAUCGUCCUCUCCAACGCGCCAUACAAAUUUAUACCAAACACGGUCUCGUUGUAUGACGAUUACAUCUUCUUGGGGAGUGUCUUCCACGACUCUUAUUUGUUCAAUUACACGAUAUGUGAGUACGGUAAAGGAGAUAUCAAACCGUUUGGGAUUCAUUGUGGGGAUGCCGUUCGUAUUAAAAAUCUGCAGGAGCGCAGCGGACAAAUGGAGGAAGACUACCCCUUUGAUUUCCAAACGCCGAUGGAAAAGCCGAAUGAGUUAGUCUUGAAGUUACCGGAACUCGACAAAAUCAAGAGUGUUUCGUGUAUCCACGAUUAUUGUUUGGAGGGCGAUGAACACAACGGAUUUGAAUUUGUUGUGUGUGUAGGGUUCCAACCGUUUGGACGAAUCAUUAAAAUCCGCAGAAACGUUCACACCGAAACAAAGAUCUCUGCGAAUGCGCCGAAUUUUGUAUUCAAAGGGAUAGAGAGUGGCGUUGAAAUCACACACAAUGGGAUUAGUGUGAAUAGCGAAGUGAAAUUGAGUUUACAAGAGAACAUUGUAAGAGGGAGAGUGAACAAUGGAUGUGCCGUGUGCGAGUUAGAGAAUAAAACAACAGUGUUUUACGAUAUUCAACAAAACAAGGUGUUAAAAACGUUUAUUGAUGUUGAGAAGGGUGCGUGGUAUCCUGAGAGUACUGAUAUGGCUGAGGAGGAUGAUAGCCAUUACCUCUUAUUAAAGAACAAAAGGAUAACACUUGGGACGCAAUACUUGAGUGGAAUAGGAGAGUCUUAUGCGCGUUUUGUUGAUCAAAGCACACAAGAACAGAUUGAGAGUGACAAGCCUGAGAAGACUGAAAAGAAGAAUGAAGACAAUGAAGUAUUAGAUGUCGAGUGUAUUAGUGUUGUAGAAGGCAAAGUUGACAUCUUUUGUGUGACACAAAACAACAAUUUCUAUUAUUACCGUUCACUGCCACAAAAGGGGGUCUUUGAGCGUUUAAAGAUCGAAAUUCCACAUAAAAAGGAAAGUAAGAAAGUUCCGCCAAAGAUCGUCGAACUCAUGCGAACGUCUUCCAAAGCGUCUGAAAAGCGAUUUUUGGUAUGUCGAGCGUUUCCGUUCAUUUUGGAGUUUUGUUAUGGGUUUCCGUGUGUUAUUCCAUAUGUAGAGAAUUCGAUAUAUGACGCUGUUGCUAUUGAUACUUCAAAACUCUUCUUACAGACGGAUGAAGGGGGGGUCACAGUUACACUCCCCAAAUUUGAGACGUUCAAUUAUGGUAUUCCAAUUCAAGAGAUCAUAGUAGGAGGAACUCCACAUAACAUCAUUUCCUCUCCAAUAGGUCUAGUUUAUACUAUUUCAACGACAACGACAUUGGAAAGCCCGGACUGUCCUCCACAACUUCCACACUCUUCAACACAACAAAAUGCAUUAGAAAAGCCGCCAGAAUUGACUGCGACACCUUUGCGAGCCGAGUUGUUCUUAGAACAUUACAAAUUAGUGUAUUUCGACCAGAAUCAGUCGUUCACGUUUGAUAAGGGGAUGUUUGUGAAUUCGCUUCGUGUGCUCGAACUCACUAUCAACUCGGUGAAGCGCGUAUUAGUAGGGUGUGGAGUUAAUACACAAACGACUGAAGACGACCCGGUGAAGGGGAAUGUCUUUCUAUUCAGUCUCGAGAGCACAUCAGAAGGUACGAUCCGGCAUAUUUCGACUGUCUGUGAUGGUAAAAAGGCUGUUCAUGCGAUUAAUUCGAUUGGGGGGUAUUUAGCUGUAGCUGAAGGGAAUGAGCUUCAAAUUUUGAAAGGGAAAACGGAGAGUUUGUGGGUAAAGAAGUGUUUUAGUGAUAUUUCGAUCUUGAUCAAUACAAUUACAUUUCUCCCAAUGACGCUGAGCAAAAAUAAAGUCGACGAGAUGUGUUAUUUGAUCUUACUGAAUGACAUGUACCGCUCAGUCAUUCUCUUGUUAUUCCAACCACAAAAGAAGAGCGUGAUUCCACUUGGAAAGGACGGACGGGACAUUCACGCGAUCGACGCCGCCUUUGUCUUAGACAAAGAUUACUUCCACGUUCUCGAAAUUGACUAUGAGAGGAACUUGAGUGUGAUGAAUUACUUGCGAACAGAGACCGAACGAAUUUCUAUCUUCGAAGUCGCAGCAACGUUCAAUGUCGGCGUCGACAUUUUGCGGCUCACGCGACUCAGAUUGGGGAAUGGGUACGUCUUCGUGUACCUCUCCGCUCAAGGCAGCGUCGGCUAUUUGACUGUAGUGAAUGAACGAAGUUACCAAACUCUUCGCCAGAUCAAUGCGAAGAUGAAUCGGGAGCCGUGGCAUUUUGCUGGGACGAAUCCGGAAGAGUUUCGUAUGGAGAAAGGGUAUGGUGUUGGGUAUGGGCGACGCAAGCAAGUGAUCUUAGAUGGGGACAUCUUGAAGGAGUUUCAUUUCUUAACACAAGAGCAACAAAAGAGGGUCUGUUUAAGGAACACAUCGAUCAGUGAUGUUGUGAAUAUCUUAGAUAAUGCGUUACAAAGGUCUUCGUUGCUCCAACUCGAACCAUAA
Molecule: messenger RNA, 3528 nt
Organism: Entamoeba invadens IP1
Lineage: Eukaryota; Evosea; Mastigamoebida; Endamoebidae
Exons: 4
Coding region: 1-3528 (1175 amino acids)
Cellular component (GO): mRNA cleavage and polyadenylation specificity factor complex; nucleus
Molecular function (GO): nucleic acid binding; protein binding
Source: RefSeq, a predicted model, not a curated record